AUGAAUACUCGAGAUAUUUCCAAAAAAGAAUACGCAUCCACAACUUUGACAAAGACACAUAGGAAGAGCUUAAUGUCAUAUAUUAGAUUAACUUCCAUAAGUGCACGUUUAUCCAUUAUCAUAUUUAUUUUCUCUUGUGCUUUUUUCUUGAAUCAUGUUUCAGCAGCAUUACCUGGAAAACCAAACCCAUGUAAUCCUUCUCAAGUUACCACAGCGGAUCUUAGGGAAUUAAACAUAGAAGAAGCAGAAGAAUUCAAAAGAAUGGCAUGGAAUAAUUGGUUGAUGCGUCUGGAAUCUGAAUGGAAACAUUUUAAUGAAACAUUAGAAAAGGAUAAAGUACAGUGGCUUGAAGAAAGAGAACAAGUUUGGAACGAUUGGUUAAAUAAUAUGCAAAAUAAUUGGAAUAAUUAUAACGAAGAGAUGCACAAAGAAUACAAAACUGAGGUUUUGGAAAAAUCUGAACACUGGAGUGAAAGUCAAUGGAUCAAAUGGAUGCAAACAGAAGGUAGGCAAAUUAUGGAAUUACAGUGGGAAAAAUGGGUUCAUGAUAAUGAUUACUCACUAAAUCAACUAAUCUUAAAUAAAUGGGUUCAGUGGAAAAAUAACAAAAUAAAAUCAUGGCUAGCAAAUGAAUGGAAAGCCGAAGAAGAUUAUUAUUGGGCAAAUUGGGAAUAUUCAACAACAGCAAAAUGGUUACAUUUUGCUGAGCGAAAACUCUGGCUUAAAUGGAAAGAAAGGAUCAGCAGGGAAGCUGAACAAUGGAUGAAUUGGGUACAAAUGAAGGAAAGUGUAUAUAUAUCUGAAGAGUGGAACAAAUGGCCAAAAUGGAAAAAUUAUAAAAAAAUACUUUUCAAUAAAUGGGCAUCUAAUCAAAUUUAUAAAUGGACAAUGAAAAAACAAUGGAAGACAUGGCUAAAGGACUGUAAGAAUAAUACCUCACAAAACGAAGAAAAAAUUACAAUAUGA
Plasmodium malariae is the source of this 966-nucleotide messenger RNA. Its product is annotated as tryptophan-rich antigen. Lineage: Eukaryota; Apicomplexa; Aconoidasida; Haemosporida; Plasmodiidae. The record is from RefSeq and is a predicted model, not a curated record. The transcript is spliced from 2 exons. The coding region runs from base 1 to 966 and encodes 321 amino acids.